Molecule: messenger RNA, 1854 nt
Organism: Astyanax mexicanus (Mexican tetra)
Lineage: Eukaryota; Metazoa; Chordata; Actinopteri; Characiformes; Acestrorhamphidae
Exons: 5
Coding region: 107-865 (252 amino acids)
Biological process (GO): positive regulation of T cell proliferation; immune response; cellular response to lipopolysaccharide
Cellular component (GO): external side of plasma membrane
Source: RefSeq, a predicted model, not a curated record
UGAGAGAUUAUGUAAAUGAAGAAAUGAUGCAGUGACUGUUGAGGCUUCCUGAUAUGAAAGAGAGACAAAGGCAUCUGGUUGAGUGAGUGUUUUUGUGGUAGUGAUAAUGGAGUGUGUGUAUCUUUUGCUGGUUGUGUUUCACUUCACUGCAGGCUGCACUCUCUCAGGCCAGAGAUACAGGGAGUUCACAGGACUUUCUGGUGGUUCAGUUCUGCUGCCCUGCUCCUGCUCUGACCUGCAGACGACCCCUCAGAGAAUCAGCUGGAAGGCAAAGACAAGAACAGCAGAUUUUACUGAAGUGAUCACUGAUGAUCAGUACAGAGACAGAGUUCAUCUGUUUAAUAAAGAUUCUCCUGCUAAUCUCUCUCUGCUCAUAUCUGAUCUGAGAGAAGAAGAUGGUGGAGACUACAUUUGUCAGACUGAGAAGGAAACCAGAAUGUUCAGGCUAUUAGUUAAAGGUUGUGAUCUGGUAAAUAGUGGAAAGAUUGAGGAAGUGACGGGUUUCUCUGGAGAAUCUGUAUUGCUGCCCUGCUCCUGCACCAACCUUCACUUCAAACCCAGCACUGUUAGAUGGGAGUUUAAUCCAAGAAAUUCUGGAACUGCUGAUGAAGAAAUCUACCCUAAUCAGAAUAAACAGCACAGAAACAGAGCUAGACUAACCAAUCAGAACUCAAGAAACCUCACUCUACUCAUAUCAAACCUGACUGCAGAGGAUCAGGGAGUCUACAGGUGUUCAGUACAGCAUGAUCAUAAAUAUAUCAGACUUUAUAUUAAAGCGAGAGAAACUCCAAAACACCGUCCAUCAGAAGAGCCUCCAGCUACAGGUGAUACUGAAAAGGAGAGAAUGUGGUGUAUUGAGCUUUAGGGACAAGGAAAUCUGAAGAAGCAACACAAUCUUUCUCUGAUUCACAUCUGAAGAAAGUUUCCACUGGUCUGUGUGUUUGUUGUGUAGCAGAAUCAGAUUCUUUUCUUUUCCAAAUUGUAGCUUUUCCAUCACAUUGGUAAAGGUUAACGUCUCAUCAGUCCAUUAUCAGUUCAUGGGCUUGUCUCUGUACUUCAUAGCAGAUUCCAGCCUAGUCUUCCUAUUCUUCUGGGUAAUUAGUGGUUUUCAUCUUCAUGUGGAUUUUAUGGAUUUCUGUUCAUUAAGUCCUUUGUGAACAGUAGACUGUAUUACCUUCAUCCCUGCCCUCUGGAGGAUGUUGCUAAUGUUAUCAACAGUUGUUUUAGGGUUUUUCUUUACAGCACUCCCGUCAUCAACUGCUUUGGUUUUCCUUGAACUACCUGUUCAACAGCUGUUACUUAGUACACCAGUGGCGAGGGCUGUUUUAAGGCCCUUUUUUUAGGCCCCAAGCAAAAUGGACCCCACCCUCUCUGACACCCUUGGACCACAGCAAAACAAAAUAUAUAACAACCAACUUAUAAAGAAAUUUGUAGUGUUGCAUAGUAACUAUGAAGGAGGGCCCCAUAUUCAAAAAUCUAAAUAAUGUCCAGUAAAAAUAUUUGUGAUCAUUUUAUAACAAUGUUACAUAUUGAAAUUAACUAUUAACAGUUUAGAGAAAUUUACUGUACCUUCAGUGCAGUAAUUUAUCCAAUGUAAAUUAUGGCUUACCACUGUUGUUUUAUUUUUAUUUAUUUCUCUCCUUUCUUUUCUGGCUUCCUGAAUGGUUAAAUAACUGAGCUUAAACAUUUAGUAUUUUGCCGGCUGCAGGACUAAUGACAAUGGCUCACUGACAACUGUCAUUAACUAGUAGAAGGGGGGCCCCAGAUUCUUUCCUACAUUGACCAUCACAGAACUCACACAUUUUAUCGUUGUAUUUAAUUCAAACACAAGUCAUUGUCUGGGGGACCCAGGCC